AUGAAUUCACUUUCAAGUGCGGUUUCGACUAUUCAAUCUAAUUUUCAUCAUCUUAUUAUGAAACGUUGUGACUUUCUAAGUGAUGAGGAAAAGAAUUCUGAAUUGCCAAAUUUAACCUUGUAUUUUGAAUCAUUGAUAAAAGUGAUCAAAAAUAAUCCUGACAAAACUAGCGUAAAAUUUGGUGAAGAGGAAGAAGAUACUCUCACCUGUAUAACAAUACCAAGUCUAGCUAAAUAUUUUGGUAUUCCGGGCAUGUAUGGUGGAUUUACAAUUGAAUUUCAAAAACAAAUUGAUAAAGAACAAAUGAAGCUAAUAAAUAUAGAAGAAUUGUGUCAAUGUAAUAUUUGUUUAUUAUUAAAAGGGCAUCAAUUUAUCGAUUCUCCGAUUAUCGAUUUGGAUGAAUUUAAAAAAUGGUCUUUGAUAACAAGUAGUUGGUCUCGGAUGUCUGGUGGUAGUGGAAAAACGCAUAAAAUUAACUCAGAUGGAUAUGCUCUAAUAGAUGAAGGUUUCGUUUAA
Messenger RNA from Rotaria sp. Silwood1, 516 nucleotides. The record is from the annotation of a GenBank genome assembly. NCBI's taxonomy places the organism in Eukaryota, Metazoa, Rotifera, Eurotatoria, Philodinida, Philodinidae.